Molecule: messenger RNA, 1339 nt
Organism: Lotus japonicus
Lineage: Eukaryota; Viridiplantae; Streptophyta; Magnoliopsida; Fabales; Fabaceae
Exons: 7
Coding region: 215-1138 (307 amino acids)
Molecular function (GO): zinc ion binding
Source: RefSeq, a predicted model, not a curated record
GUGUAAACUUAAAGAAUUAAGCACAAACAAAAAUCCAAAACAGUAAUUUGGAUCCUUUCCUUGAGAAUACCAUUAUUCACCCAGCAUUGCUAUCUUCGAUAUUCCUCAGGAUUCACCGAUUCACCGACUGACCCCUCUGAAUUUCUCUGUAAUUUCCAGGGUUUCUAAAUUUCGAAGCUUGCUUGAUCAAAAAGUACCCAUUAUUGGUUCAUCAAUGAAAGGGGAAGUGCAACUCCAACCUCCUCCGAUUAUGCAAAACCCUAGUGAUUCCGACCCUUUACUCCUUGACCAUGAUGAGGAUGAGUCCCCUUUGAGCUCUGCUGAGAUUAAGGAUGAGGAGGAUGUUGAGGCUGGUUCACUCCCUUGUUGUCGAAUUUGCCUCGAAAGCGAUUCCGACCCAGAAGAUGAAUUGAUAUCUCCAUGCAUGUGCAAAGGGACCCAGCAGUUCGUCCAUCGUUCAUGUCUUGAUCACUGGCGCUCAGUUAAGGAAGGAUUUGCCUUCUCACACUGUACCACCUGCAAGGCCCAAUUUCAUCUUAGAGUUGAAUCGUAUGAGGACAACUCUUGGCGUAAAAUAAAGUUCAGACUUUUUGUGGCAAGGGAUGUUUUCCUUGUUUUUGUUGCUGUACAAACUGUGAUUGCUGCUAUUGGUGGCUUUGCCUACAUCAUGGACAAAGAUGGGACCUUCAGAAACUCAUUUGAUGAUGGUUGGGAUAGGAUACUGUCAAAGCAUCCUAUACCAUUUUAUUAUUGUAUAGGAGUGCUGGCCUUCUUUGUACUGAUUGGAUUUUUUGGUCUCAUACUGCACUGCUCCUCACUCAAUUCCAAUGAUCCCAGAAUGGCUGGCUGUCAGAACUGUUGUUAUGGAUGGGGCAUCCUGGAUUGCUUUCCUGCAUCAGUGGAAGCGUGCUUCGCUCUCGUGGUUGUUUUUGUUGUCAUCUUUGCAAUUCUUGGUAUAGCUUACGGUUUUCUUGCAACCACCAUGGCCAUUCAAAGAAUUUGGCAGAGGCACUACCAUAUCCUCACCAAGAGGGAGCUUACAAAGGAGUACAUAGUGGAGGAUCUUGGAGGAUGUUAUUCCCCACCAAAGUUAGACCCUGAACAUGAAGCUCGCUUGAAAAUGCUUAAGCUUUUGUGAUUCACUGAACACUUAUCUGUAAAAAUGUGAUUUUCAAUGAUUUACAUAUCAAGUUGUUGCUCUAGUCGAUAAUUACCAUCUCUUAUGUUUAACAACCUUGUUUGAGCUUGGAAAUCGUCUACAUCAUGUUUUUUAUUUAAUCUGGAUCCUUACCAGAUUCUUUUUUCUUUUUAAAUGAAAAUCCUUACCAGAUUCUGUAUA